AUGGUUGCAUAUGCAGAUAUGGGCGAGGAACAAAUCAAGAUAGCCAGACGUUUGGGUGUGGACAGGAAAACUGUGAAUAGAAUCUUGAGGAGAAGGUUUGUGACAGGAAAUGUGACACCUGUUAAAUCUAAAGGUAGACCGCGAAGUGGAAACACCAAAAGUAAUCGUGUCAUCAUCAACCUGGCUAGAAGAGAGCGGGCCAAAACUGUCAAAGCCAUUGCCUUGGAACUACAGGCCCAACGUUUGGCUCGAUUGUCUUGCCAGACGGUAAACCGCAGGCUGUUGGAACACCCCUAUCCUUCAAGGAGAAUGUCGCCCAGUUUCUUGGCCCAGUGUCGGCCAAUUUCAGUCAGUAUGGGGAAUGCUAUCAAAGCACUCAAGUGGCACAUCAACCAUACGCCAAGUGAGAUGCCAGACCCGGAGGCCAAAAGAAAUGUGAAGGAAUUAAUUGACGAUUUCUUGCAAGAGAAGAUACUUCUAGCUGGAGAAGCCAUCUCUCUUACUGCUCUGCAGAAAAUCCAAGAUGGGAAUGUCCUUCUAGUAUUUGGUUGCUCUUCUUUGAUCCGGAAGAUACUCUGCGAUGCACACUGCAAAGGAAGACAGUUUCGUGUUAUCGUCGUUGAUGGUCGUCCAAAGUUAGAAGUGCGAGAGGUGCUCCGUCGCUUUGUUCCUACGUGUUCCUACGUUCUCGUCAAUACAGCUUCUUACAUUAUGCAAGAGGCUACGAAAGUCUUCUUAGGUGCUCACGCUUUGUUAGCCAAAGGUUACGUCAUGGCCAGAGUGGGGACUUCCAAGAUCUCACCCCUGGCUAAGGCGUUUAAUGUGCUGGUCCUGUUAUGUUGUGAGACCUACAAGUUCUGUGAGAGAGUAAAGACAGAUGCGUUUGUUGCUAAUGAAUUAGGCGACCCUGGCGACCUGGUGAAGACUCACAAAAAAAACCACCUGGACAACUGGAAGCAGUUCAAGAACCUCCGCCUCCUGAACCUGGUCUAUGACGCCACACCCCCAGAAUUUGUUACCAUGGUGAUUACAGAAAUUGGGGUCAUCCCUUGCACCUCCGUUCCAGUCGUCUUGAUUGUCAAACAGACGGAGACACCCCAAUAA
This is a messenger RNA of Lingula anatina, 1104 nucleotides long. RefSeq names its product translation initiation factor eIF-2B subunit delta-like. Lineage: Eukaryota; Metazoa; Brachiopoda; Lingulata; Lingulida; Lingulidae. The record is from RefSeq and is a predicted model, not a curated record.